UAUAUUUUAUCAUCUGUUAGUAACUAAAUUAUAAAAAAAAUUCAACUCAUUACAAUGUUACAUUUAAAUCGCCAAAUAAAAAUGCUGAUUCUUUAUUUGCGAGCAUGAAGUUUCAUACAACAUUCAAUUUCUCUGCAUAAUAACCUUAAUAUUUGCAUAUGACCUAAUACCAUGACAACGGUGAUCACAAUACAAAAGGUCACGUCCGGUUGCAUGUCGCUAUGUACAAACAUGUUCAGUGACUGUCAAAGCUACUGCAUAAUAGGGUGGAUAAAUUGUAUUCCUAGGAAAUGACAGAAACUCGCUAUUUUGAAAACAGUGGACCACUGAGUCUGGAACAUGACUACGUAUGGUGAUUUUCUUGUCAGGCGACUUUGGGAGGAACACAAAUCACCCCGCAAUCAGCGUUUUGGAUAUUUAGAUUCAUUGACUUCCAGAGCUUCUGUGCGAGAUUUCCGUCACCGCCAGGUAUUAGUCAAUCCAUCUUCGUACAGCCAAGACUUCCGCUACCGAGGCUAUCCUGGUAAUAGUUUCCUUAAGCCUCGCCUUCAUCCAGGACAGCAAGUGAUAGAAGCGCAGACAAAUAGUUCAAAUUCGAGAAAACCGCCUCUCUUUAAUCCAGCUGAGUUUCAAGGGAGGCGGAGUGUUGCCAAUGAUUUUCAUGACCAUCAAGUGAACCCACCGGAGAGUUACCCAGUCCCACAGUACAGACAAGACAUGGAGAAGCCACAGACACCGUCCACGGUCUACGUCCACCAGACGAGAGGGAUGCCUCUAGGAGAACGCAGGACCACAACAAAUGAGGUAGAACUUGCCAAAGGUGAUGGGGAUAACCGAAAACGCAAGUUCACGGAGCAGGAUGUGACCCCACGUGGAGAACUGAAAUACAGGGACCCAAUGCUUCCUGUUAGGCUGUUAAGUGCCUCAAAAUGGGAAAAGAACAAAGACGGCAACUUUAUUCUUGACCACCUUGGCCGACCUGGCAAUGGGGCGCCCCUGGUGACGGAAACCGGGGAGAUAAAAGCCGACCUGCAAGGCGAUCCAUCUAUCAGAUACAACGAAGGGGGCCGAGCGUCCAUUGAGAAUCGACUGCGGUACCGGCCGGUUCCGCCACAAAUCAAGACGUCAGUGCAGUCUCAAAAUGAACAAAAGCAACUAGAGAUUCAGACUGCCAGGAUUAAAGAACUCCGCCAGGAGUUGGACAUGAUCAGAAAGAGUGAAGAUUUUGGAAAGCAGGGAGGAGGAGCCUCGCAUAAUCCUCAACCUCAAUCAGAUUCAUUUGCAGCAAGAACCGAGGAUUCCAAGAGUCUAGACCUGGAGCGAACCCGUGGAGGUGCAGGGGCUCCACAGCUGGAUGACACUGGCAGACCGAAAACCAAGUUCCCCAUCACCAUGCACCGCAACGACUACGGAGCCAACCUGACUCCACUUGAGGUGUCGCACAUAGACGAAGUGUUGCCGAGUCACCGUCGGAGGAUGAAGGCAGACAAGGAAGACGAAGAUUACUACCCGUUUGGUCGGCCCGGGGCCGGGGCGCCGGUGCUUGACAGCCAAGGCAAACCCAGAGCAUCGCUGAAUGGAUCAUUAACAAAACAGAAAACGUCAGCAGACAUUAGGAGGAAACAAUUGGCUGCUCGAGAACUACUCAAGGAACUCAAUCAGGAGAUGGUCGAACAGAAAAAGAAUAAAGAAGACAUGAACAACUAUAUGAAACAGCCUGAUAAAGAUCUGGCUGAGUUGAUAACUCAGGGGCGGGUUGGCUACCCGAGACGAGACCCAGAAACAGGUGCCCUCCUGCCUCAACAUCUUGCCAGUUCUGAUGUCUCCAAACAGAUGACGAGCAAGGUGGACCAGACAAAGAUGGCCCAGAAGAAGUACCACGACGAGCUGGAGAUUCAGGCUAAUGAGAGAAAGAGAAUGCGCGAACUCGAAAAGCUUAAACAGAAACAAGAAGAAGUUCUUCACUGUGACGUGUUUGGAGGCCAGUUCCGGAGGUAUGGAGGGGGAGCUCCUAAAGGUCCGUACACACAGAAGAAAGAAAACCUCUCUCAGAUGCUCUACUCACCCAGGAAAGAGGAUCGAGUUGUAGCAAAACCGCCGUGGGAUUCUUCAGAGAAUCAGCAGUAUAGAAAGGUGUACGAGGAGGACAGACUGUACCCAGUGGGCCACUACGCCAAGAGCACGAUUCGCAGCACGCACGCAAACCAGUUUGAGAUCCCUGCACAAACAACCAAGGGGAAUUAUCACCCACCAGCACCAUAUGCCACCAUCUGAACAGUGACAUCAGUUUGUUGAAGUACAUGUACCAGAUUUGUUGAAGUACAUUAUACCAGAUUUGUUGAAGUACAUGUACCAGAUUAAUUGAAGUACAUGAUACCACAUUUGUUGAAGUACAUUAUACCAGAUUUGUUGAAGUACAUGUACCAGAUUAAUUGAAGUACAUGAUACCACAUUUGUUGAAGUACAUUAUACCAGAUUUGUUACAAUACAGUUUAAAUGUUGCACUGUAGUUUAAAGUGCUUACAUUACAAAGUACCUAGGGAGGGUGGGAUGUAGCCCAGUGGUAAAGUGCUCAUCUGAUACACUAUCAAUCUGGGAUCAAGUACAUUAUACCAGAUUUAUUCAAGUACAUGUACCAGAUAAAUUGUUCAAGUACAUGUACUGGAUAAAUUAAGUACAUGUACCAGAUUUGUUGAAGUACAUGUACCAGAUAAAUUGAAGUACAUGUACCAGAUAAAUAGAGUACAUGUACCAGAUUUGUUGAAGUACAUGUACCAGAUAAAUAGAGUACAUGUACCAGAUUGAUUGAAGUACAUUAUUUAUUGAAGUACAUGUACCGGAUAAAUUGAAGUACAUGUACCAGAUUUGUUGAAGUACAUGUUUCAGAUUUGUUGAAGUACAUGUAUCAGAUUUGCCCAUUCUAGAUUAAUGAAAUCAAUAUGGACUAUAUCAUACUAACACUGACAAUCCACACACCCGUAUAGUAUCUAGAUUAGAACACCUGCAUUUGUCUCAUAUUUCACAGUUACAAUGUACUUCAUUUUUAAUCUUUCUAUUUGUAAUCUGGAAAAAAAUUUGGUUUAGCCAAUAUUUCAGAUAUGUAACAUUGUAUUUCCUUGAAAAUUAUUAAAAUAUGUUUAAUUUUAAGAAUAUGUUAUUAUCAAAGAAUAAAUGUUGUAGACACUUUGUAUAAAAAUUAGCAGUUGGCUAAUUUUGCAGUGGACAGUGUGAGCCCUGAAUCUGUGAAGAUUUAUAUAUUGUGUAAAUGUAUUGCCUUUCUACAUGUAACCAUGACAACAUUUUUAUUAUACUUUAAUUGUCUAAAUGUAAAAAAAUUUGGCAUAAAUGUGUGCUGUUAUAUUUAUGCAGUUCUUUUAUGAAUGAUUAAUCUAUACUAACCAAAUUCAGUAUUCAUCAAUAUUAUAUCAAAUUAAAGUUUAGUUUUAAGAAUAACAAAAGACUAAUUAAAAACACUGAAAAUUAAAAGAAAUGGUUGCGAAAAACCCAACCUAAAUACAUGUAACUGCCUGUAAGCAUUAAUUUGUAACUGUUAAUUGGAACCGAAAUAUGUUUUUGUCUGGUAUUUUAUAUAUAAUGGGUGAUCUGAUGAGUAUAAAUUGUAAUCAACCCACUGUUUAGUAUUAUUGUAACCAUCUGUGAUAAACCUUUUACAUGUUGUUAGGUCAAUCUAUUUAUUCUAGCUGUUUCUCAGAUAGUGAAAUGGAGACAUUUCAAAUAGGAAAAUUGAUGCAUUUACAGUACACAAUUAUAGACUUGAAGUCUUAAAUAUUGAUUUUAUAUAGGGAUUUAGACAUUGUUUUUAAAUCCUCCUUUUAACUUUGUAUUGUUUUCUACUUGAUAUGUAGCUAUUCCCUAGCAUUUUUUUCUGGGGGUUUUCCCCAAGUUUUAAGACCUGGCUUCUGCAGUUGACAAUAAUAAAAAUGCAUAUUAAGUCAGACAUCUUUACGACAUUUGCAAUGAAACUAUACUAAUGUCCAAAUUUGUUUGUUUUACAAGGUUUUAAAUUGUAUUAUAGAAAACCAACAAAUAGUAUGGUGCGAAUUAAAGUCAGGGCCGUAGCAGUUGCCCAUCUCCCCCCCCCCCCCUAAAUUUUUUUAUAGAAACUUAAAGAAAAUGCUCUUCUUAACUGUUUACAAAGUUUUAGACUAAUAACUACUCAGUUGCCCCCCCCCCCCCCCCCCCCCCCCCAACAAAAAAUCCUAGCUACGGCCUUAAAAGUAUCAACAAUAUUUAUCAAAUUAUUCAGAUUUUAUGUGUGUAGUUUCUUUUGGAUAUCAGUAUAUUUAAUUAUACACAUUUUCCUUCUUUGAUGAUAUAAAUGCAAUAAUUGUAUCAGUUAUACUUUUAGUUUUUUGGGUUUUUUUUUACAAGAAAGAGCAUUACCUGAGCAAAUUUAAUAUUAUGACGAGUGAUGACAAGACAAAUGCAAAAUUGUAAUAAUGUCUGACUGUAUGAAUGUUUGCCUUUGUCUCCUUCACAAUUCUUUUUUUUUUUUUUGCAUUCAUUGUGCAUCAAUUAGUUGACUAAUUCCAUGAAUAAUUUUUUUUCUAAACUUGGCAUAUUCCUAAGAACUAGAGUCAUUGAUGCUUGAAUUUCCUUGAUGAUUUUUGGCAAUUACCAUAGUUGUUUAGUUUUAUUUGUUUUUUGUUUUUUAAUAUGAUAUACAUACAUUUUAAAAUAGUUUUUUUCCCCUUGGUUUUCGGAGAGAUAUUUUUCAAACUUGUUAUUAGCCUUAUGUGCUUCUUAGCAUGAAGGGGAUUAAGUACUAGUGAUACUUCAUGUACUACUUCAAUAUGUGAUUUUAAUCGUACCUAGCUAACCUCGUAUUUCUCUGUGUAUCGAUCAGUAUACCGUGUAUUUGACUUUUACUAGUUUGUUAUUCAUGAUAAUUAAUCUUCUAACGUUUUUAACAUUUUGUUUAAAAACUAGUCCUUAACAUUUACAUGUAUAUUUAUUUUAUGUUUCAACAAAUGUUUUGUUUUUUCUCUAUUUCAUUAUCUAUAAAUUGUUUUGUAAUACCUUUUUUUUUAGAUGAUACAUGUAAAUAAGAAUCCAUGACAAUAUUUCGACAUUUGACAGUUAUCUCCCAUUUGACAGUUAUCUCCCAUUUGACUAUGAAUUGUUUUCUGCAUAGGUUUCCAUGUUCCUAAUUUUCAAUGAUGUUUGUUUUUGUUAUAAUUUCUUUUUACCAGUUAUUAUCCUAUUAUAACUUUUGACACAUUUUUGACAUCUGGUUUUUUUUUUGGUGUUUUUUUACUCUCUUUUUUUUUUAUCAGAGAGACUUUUGUGCAAAUAAUUUUAUACAAAACCUUUUUUUUAAAUUAAUACAUUUUUCAAUGUAUACUGACUACUAAAACAAUUGCCAACUCAGUAUUUCAAACUUAGCAAUCUGCAUAAAACCCACUCUGGUAGCAUACAUGUAUGUGUAUUUUUCGUCAUUUCGUACAUCAGAGUGGUGUUUGAUGGUUGCAAAAUGUUUGGCACAUUGCAUGAAACUGAAAUACUAAAUCAAUAGGAAGUGAUUAUAAAAGACCUUCUCAAAUAUAUAUCGGCUCCCGCCUGCUACCGAUUCCGGUCGGGCUGCUGGUGCUUCCUGCAACCAGGACAGGCAUGUGCUACAACAACUUAUUCUGAAUGUGCACAGUAAAACCCUAUGACCUGACCUAAAUAUAUCAGUCAACAAGUCUCAAACUUGACAGGAGGUAGAAAGCAAACACAACUGAAACUGCACAAUAGACUUUUUGCGAUCAGCUUCAUAAGCAACUUUAGCUUUCCAUCUUAUUUCUGACAGUAUUUCAGAUAUAUCCAAAAUUCCUCAUUUUUAGGAAUGAUAAUAUAAAUCAUAAGCUUAUAUAUAUCCACGUUUGUCUGAAGUUUUCUACAAUGCUGUUUAAAAAAUUCACACUAUAAGUCUUAAUAAGUUUGUAGAACUGCUUCUCAGUUUUGUCACAUUUGCUUCCAAAUUAACAUUGGAGAAGCAAAGAUUGCUUUCGGUUAGACAAAAUGACUUUCGAAUCUUAGAAACAUUCAGUGUUCUUUUUAAAUAUUUAGGUAACAUUUAAAACAAAUCUACUUUCACUUAGAAUGGUCAUUGUGGUCACAAACAUCUAAACUGAAACAGCAUUAAUUUCCAAACGAAUAAUUUUAUGAGGUUUUGUAACACGUUUCAUAUUGAUGGAUUCAUUGAUUGGAGUUUUCCAAUUUUGGGAACUGUAGUGGAAACUGGGGGAAUGUAGCCUUUUAUAUGUGAAGAAUCUAUUUACCUUUGCUUGACACCCAUCAGCUGAUGUAUUUUUCAUGAUGUGUCAUUGCCAUUCAUGUUUCAUUCAUUCAUUCUAUGAGAAGUUAAUGAAGAAAGUCAGUGGGUUGGGGUUCCCCAAAUUUGGUCAUUAAACUAAAAAUUGGGCAGACUUUAUAUAAAGAUAUUGGUGAUGGGGGGAGAAAAGAUGGCAUAAUCUCAACCCCUACCCCCCAUAAAACUUUAAAAAAAUAAAUCUUUUGAAAAUCCAUAUUAUGUAUUUACCGGUAUGUAAUGUGGAGAUGAUUUGGGAAUAACUAAUUGCAUUGAUUGAAUGGCGACAUGAAACAAGCUAGUUAGUUUUCCUUCUAGUUGUAAGUUAAUGUUACUAUACACAGGGCUAGCUCUGAGUGAGCAAAAUAUUUCGCCAAAUUGUUUCUAAAAAAAAUUCUAAAAUUACAUAAAAUUAUUUUGCCAAAUUAAAAUAAAAUUUGCCAACUGCUUUCAAAAUUUGCAAUUGGCAAAUUUUGCAAGUAUCAGAGCUAACCCUGCUAUAGAUUGUAAACACAGCAUUACUAUUGAUAUAAUCAUGUAUACCGCGUAUUACAGGGUAAGCUGGCCAGUGUACUUCAUCUCUGACUGUGAUAUAACUCGACCUAUUGGAGCCGAAAGGUGCUCUGUCAUGACUGCAUCAAUUUAUCCCCAUUUUCAGUCCUUUACCAGUCCAAUUGGAGGUGUCUACAUAGGCAGGGCUUCUAAAUUAUGGUAGCCCCACUCCCAUGGCUAGUGAUAUUCAAUGUUGGGCUAGUAAAUAACUACUAUUGCCAUGCCCGACAGGGCUUCUAGAUUAUGGUAGCCCCACUCCCAUGGCUAG
This is a messenger RNA of Gigantopelta aegis, 7133 nucleotides long. RefSeq lists its product as uncharacterized. Bases 340 to 2274 code for a protein of 644 amino acids. The transcript is spliced from 24 exons. The record is from RefSeq and is a predicted model, not a curated record. Lineage: Eukaryota; Metazoa; Mollusca; Gastropoda; Neomphalida; Peltospiridae.